AGUGGCUGGUUCGCGUGGGAGCCGGACAGAGAGUUAGAGAUAGAGAGAGAGACAGAGAUGAAACAGAGAGAGACAGAGAGAGAGAGAGAGAAAGAGAGAGUCGGUGACCGGCACUAGUCACUCCGAACAACUUGCGAGUCAGACAGACAGACAGACUGCGGUAACGGUGUAGACUACAGUCGUCUAUACAUUCCGCUUUCUGUACAUAUUGCCGUGUAGUAUAGCCGUUAUUAGAUCUUCUAUAACGUGGUUUUUGGAAGUGAUUUUGUUACCUCGUGUGAUACAAAGCAAAAAGGGAUAAAAAAGUGAAUGCACAUUGUGAAGUGUACAGAAAACACAAGCUUUAUUCUUCAAAACAUCAAAACUACUUUGAUUACAAGGGGAAAAGUGAUAAUUCACGUACCAGUGGAUUAAGACAAUCCUAUCUACUCUACCAGUUUUGCAAGAUCGCAGUCAGUCAUCUGUGAAGCUGGAGUGAAGUGCCUGGACACGAGGCCAGAGAGCCGCGUGAAGCCUGGAAGCGAAGCCUCAGGCCAGCAGAGUGAACGACUAAACUCUAGCGAGGGAAGGAGGUUCCAGCAACGCUCUUUCCUCUAUUUUUCUUUAGUGCGAAGGAAAGGCCUUUCGCGUGCCGUGGGAGGCGUUAUUGCAAGCGACGAGAGCCAAGAACUUCGUAUGUGGAGUUUCUGCAAGUCAGAUGUGUUAAGGGGAUUCUUUAUUCCUUUUUUUAAGUAUACGGAGGAAACUGUCAGCAGAAAAGGCCAGCUGAACAUUCCCACCACUUCAUAAAAAAAUAGGAUACAACAAGAAAAGAAAAAGGAAUUCACAGCAGAUCGAUUGCACACUUCCGUCUCCCUUCGCGUCUGUGAGCCGACUGACCGUCACGCCUGCGUUGACCCUGUUGUAGGAAGCGCCAACGCCCUCUGUGCCCAGACCUGAGCCUGGUGCCGUGCCAAAUAACAAUUUCCGGGACAGCGACCUCCACGUCCUAGUGAAGAGUUAAUAAACAAAAAUAUUGUCCUAGUGGGCCGCCUUGGAAUACGCCUGCAAAAAAAUCAAGUCUGAAAAACCUGGAGCGCGAGUAAUGCUUCCCCCGUUGGUGACGUCACGGCGCUGCGAAGAGUACGGUACAUAACUGCCAGGCAUCGCUAGUCAUACAAUCGCACUUAUAUUUUGUAAUUUACCACCUGUUGCACGAUAAGUAUUAGAUCAUAAAACAAAAACAAAAAACGCGAAAGAAGCCUUUAGAUCUCUUGAACCCGAGAAAAAAAAACACAAUCGGCAGCCUCCCGCGCGGCCACCGAGGUGAUCUCUAUGCGACAGUCAGCUGUAAGCCGUCAGUUGGCUCUGAACCGCUGAGCUCGGCGUAACAGCUUCGCCGGAUCCAACACUUUCUCUUUUUCUCAAUCCUUCUGUAAGGCAGGCGAGUGUCACGCGGUGUAGGGAGGUAUCCUUAAUUCUCUUAUCAAAUACGAUCCGCGUUGAUAUCACCACGCGGUUUCAACUCCACCUUUCCUUCCCCGCAUGUACGUGAGCCGAUAAGUGAAUCAAUAAGGAAAUUUGAAGAUUUGUGUGUCUUUCCCGAACCAGACCCGAGGAUUUACUUGAGUGCAUAAAAUAGGGUGUAUGUUGCAACACCAGUGAGAAGAGAAAUAUCAAUCUAACAUUACUCCUCUGAUAUAGUUGUAAUUGAUUCUGAUAAACAAAAUUAAUUCGUGAGUGUAGAAUGACCACGAGUUCCCAGUCAUAAAAGACAAAACGAGAAAAGUUUCCAUCUUUUAUCGGCAUUCGGCUACCAAGAUCCGAAGUCCACAAUGGCACCCAACCUGCCACUCGACUCCCUGUGGCACGACAGCGACGAGAACACGAGCCACGAGGCGCUCGACGUGCCCAGGGCGGUGCCGCAGGUGCCGGAGCUCUUCAGCCCGCACCUCCCGCAGCACUUCCAGGAUCCUGACAGCCCCAACCUCCACCUGCAGCAGCAGUUCGCGCGGCAGAGUGUGCCUCCGGUCCCCAAGCCUCACCCAAGAUCCACUCUGAGGGCCUUCGUGCCCACUCAAACACCUCCCUCAAGCACAAGCAUUCCUGGCGGAGGUGGAGGCGCCCUCGCGGGCGGAGGAACUGCGGGCCCCGACGGCGGCGACGCAUCGAGGGUGGUACCGGCGAACAGCGACACGAGGAACCCUCGCUUCCCCGCCGUGACGCCCCUCCACGGCGCCGACGGCAGCGGCGCAGGCUUCGCCACCGACGCUGUGAAUUUCGACGUCAGCCAGAGGACUCCGCUCGCUUCUGGCAGUGCCCCGGGGGGUCCACAGGGCACUCGCCGCCCCGCGAUUCUCCGCGGCCAGGGGUCCUCGCUUCCUGAGGGUGUCUCCGCGCCCCCCCAGACGAGGUUUCCUGCGCCGGCACCUGACAGUAUUUCUCCAAAGGACACCAAAGAGCCGAGCCGAAGCGCCGGGGGAGCCGCGGCGGCCGCGGGCGGGAAACCCAGUCCGACCGCGACCAGCCCGCAGGCGCCCAGCUCCACCGCGACGCCCCAGACGAUAGACCCCGGCGUCCUCAAGCUCCCUGGACACGAACCCGAGGCGCCUGCGGAUCUGGUGCUCAUCCACCACGAGAGGGCCAUCGACGUCCAUAACCAGACGGGCUUCGACGGAAUCAUCGUCAGGGACGACUCCACCUCCCUCACGCCGGAAGGAGCCACAGCCUUGAUUCUGGUCGGAACAUGCAGCGUUUUCCUUGUCCUCAUCUGCUUCAUAAUGUUCGUCCAGAAAAUACGCAAGCAACGUAUCGACAGAAAGGUUUCACAGGAGGUUGAUGUCGUCAAACCUCCAGUAUCCUACGACUCCACGGGCAUGCCACCGCACCCCCACCCCCUUUCCCUUAUUCCUCCCGCGCUCCUACACGCCCUGACUCACCCGACAGGAAGCAAGGGGGACCUUUUUGAAGACCAUAUCCAGCCGUCCUUCUUAACCAUGGAGCCUCCACAGUCACUCAACAGUCUUGGACGACUCUGGUUCUCUGUUUGCUAUGACUACGUACAGCAGACGCUUGUUCUGAACAUUCUCCAUGCAAGGUACUCGAAGGGGCGCGGCUCCACCACCAACCCCGGCGAGGUGUGGGUGGAGGCGUGUGUCCUGACGCCCAUGAACACCGUCAAGGCAUCUCACAAGACAGGCACUCGCAGAGCCAGCCUGGCGCCCGUGUUCAAUCAGAAGUUCAUUUUCAAGGUAGCGGAUGAGGAAGUGACCCAGUUCCUGGUGCGCAUGACCCUGUAUGACCGCCACCCGCAGCAGGGCGAGAAGGCGGUGGGAUCCGUCAUCGUCCCGCUCAGCACCGUCGACCUCUGCUCCAACGAGACGGUCUCCAGGGAUCUGCAGUGAUUUCCCGAAGGAACUUCGGAUAUCGCCCGGUGUCUGGCUCGGCGCCUUCGUCUUUCCUGCGUCUCUGUGUACAUAGCUUCGAUGAAAACACCUGCGGGUGGACAUGUAAUACACGGAUAUUUAUAAAGUUUAAAAGUACAUAUAUGUGUGUGUGUGUAUACAUACAUACAUGCCUACAUACAUACAUACAUACAUACAUACAUACAUAUAUAUAUAUAUAUAUAUAUAUAUAUAUAUAUAUAUAUAUAUAUAUAUAUAUAUAUAUAUAUAAACACAUAUGUGUGUAUGUAUAUAUGUAUCUAUAUAAAUAAAGGAACAAAUAGGAUAUGCUAAUGCCAUUAAUUAGGGAAUUAUUUAUGCAGAGGAAAUUUUUAGGGUGCAAGUUAACGUAGCCUAGAAAACUAAAAGAAGAUGAAUUUAAAGAAAUCAUUUCCUAUAACAAUGAUUUCGUGAAUAUUGUUUCGCGAGGC
Messenger RNA from Penaeus indicus, 3853 nucleotides. RefSeq lists its product as uncharacterized. The record is from RefSeq and is a predicted model, not a curated record. Gene Ontology annotation, cellular component: plasma membrane; exocytic vesicle. Gene Ontology annotation, biological process: cellular response to calcium ion; regulation of calcium ion-dependent exocytosis; regulation of dopamine secretion. The transcript has 8 exons. The coding region runs from base 1815 to 3383 and encodes 522 amino acids. Gene Ontology annotation, molecular function: SNARE binding; phosphatidylserine binding; clathrin binding. Lineage: Eukaryota; Metazoa; Arthropoda; Malacostraca; Decapoda; Penaeidae.